This is a messenger RNA of Cordyceps militaris CM01, 666 nucleotides long. RefSeq names its product protein required for cell viability Rrp17. The transcript is spliced from 2 exons. The record is from RefSeq and is a predicted model, not a curated record. Bases 1 to 666 code for a protein of 221 amino acids. NCBI's taxonomy places the organism in Eukaryota, Fungi, Ascomycota, Sordariomycetes, Hypocreales, Cordycipitaceae. Gene Ontology annotation, molecular function: RNA binding. Gene Ontology annotation, cellular component: nucleolus.
AUGUUCGCCAAACCACGAGCAAAAAAGGGGCUUAUUCCUCCUCGUCUUAGUAGGAAGCGCAAGAAUACUUCAGAAGUGGAACAAGUCUCAUUCGACAAUGACGCCCGCGAAGAGUACCUGACUGGCUUUCACAAGCGAAAGGUGCAGCGCAAAAAGAAUGCACAAGAAGUUGCAACGAAGCGAGCGCGACAAGAGAAAUUGGAUAUGCGCAAACAGGUACGAGACGAGCGACGCCAAGAAAUGGAAGACCACGUCCUCCGUAUCAACGAGAUGUUAAAGGCAUCUCUUGCUGCGACUGAAGGGAACGAUGUCAACGCCGAGAAUGAACAAGGUGAAGAGUGGGAUGGGUUCCCCGAUAAGCCGGAAUUGGACAUUGUCGACCACGAAGAGGAAUACAUAGACGAGGAUCGGUAUACAACUGUGACAGUCGAGACUGUAUCAGUAUCUCGCGAUGGUCUAUCCAAACCCGAGUUACCGAGCGAAGACGACGAGAGCAAGAAAAAAGAGGGGGAUGAAUCCGGAGAGCCAGAAGAGAGCAAAGAGCAAAAGCAGAACCGAAAGGCUCCGAAGCCCAAAAAGAAGCAAUUUCGGUACGAAUCGAAAACGGAAAGAGAUUUCGAGAAUCGGAAACAAAGAGCAAGGAACAAAGCCAAGCGAGGGAUAUAA